Molecule: messenger RNA, 1738 nt
Organism: Drosophila busckii
Lineage: Eukaryota; Metazoa; Arthropoda; Insecta; Diptera; Drosophilidae
Exons: 4
Coding region: 349-1608 (419 amino acids)
Source: RefSeq, a predicted model, not a curated record
GCUGCGCUUGCUGCAAAAGCUUCCAAUGCAAACCAGUUUGAGAGCGAAUUAGCUCUCUCUGAGCGCAGCUCUGCGCUUUGAGCUCAGCUGUUUUAGACGCUGCGCUGCCAAAAAAAAAAAAGUUCAACAUUUUUGCACAUUUACCAGUUGAAGUUGAACCGCGGCUGCUUGAAGCCUAAAAAAGCGCGUCGCAUGCGCAAUUAAAACUUGAGUGAACGUUUAACAUUUAAACAUAAAAAAUCAAAGUAGUUUAACGAAUUCGAUUUUCAUAGAUGCGCGCGCUGUUAACUGUAAAAAAGACAAACAUUAAAAGCGUGUUGACCUAGUUGCGCUUUAAUUAAACAAGAAAUGAAGCUGCAAGCGCUGCUGUUGUUGCCACUUCUAAGUAGCGUUUAUAUUGUGGCCACGACAAAUGAUGCAACAAAAGCUGCAACCGAGGCCUUUAUCCACAGCAGUGGCAACAACACUGGCAGUGCUCGCUCCCGCGGCCACAGAUCGCGCACUGUUACACAAUACAGGCUACCACUUGAAACUGCUCCAAAAGCCACCACAGAGCAAACUGUGCGCAGGCGUACUCAGGUGAUUAUGCGACGCAGACCCGUUAGCUCCACUACAACCACCAGCAGCACAACAACAACAACAUCUACUACUAAAACAACAACAACGCCGCGUCCCAGACUAGCCAAUGGCUUCAAUUUCUUCAAUCCAGGCUACUGGAGCUUUGGUCAGCAAAGUGUUGUGGCUGUGAGUCCGCGACCACAUCCACCCAAGAAAUUUACACAUGCGACAGCAGCAGCAAGCAGCUCCAAGGAGGAGAAGCUAAACUAUCGCAAGCAGCAAAAGACAACAACAACCGCCAAGCCCAAGCGUAAAUCUGUUAAUACGACAACAACAACAACGACAACAAGCACUGAAGGACCUUUUCGCAUAGCGCUGCCCACGCUUACAUUUCCCAGCGCUGCCAGCGACAAGAACAGCAGCAAGGAUAACAAGGAUAAGCGCUCUGCGGGCAAUUUGCGCCAACGUUUCAACUGUCCACGGGAGCAUGAGGUGCGCUUUCAGUUGUUUCCUAAAAUUUGCAAAACAGACAAAGACUGCGCCGUUUGGCAAAGGGAUGAGAUUUGCUGUGAUAUCUUCGGCGCCAGCAGCUGUGUAUCAGGUGUAGCCAAGCCUUUGGAGGAAACAGCGCAUGCACCUAUUCUGGGCUUAAUACCACGCAAGUGCCCAACACGCCCACUUGCCGAGCUCUGGUGGGAUGUGCAGGAGUGUAAUACAGACAUGGAUUGCUGGCCACGCGUUUGCUGCCCAGAUGGACGCCGACGUUAUUGUCGCACCUCACAGCCAGAGCUGGAGACGGCGCCAGUGCAAGUCAAGCGCUCAUUUGACUAUUUAACUGAGUACUUGGAAUGCACCGCACCGCCACCGCCCAUCUUUGAUCUACAUCCAAAGGCCUGCACCUCAACGUUGGACUGCUUUCCCAAUGUUUGCUGUCAGGAGGCGGGUCUGCGACAUUGUCGUCCACCCAAGAAGUCUGUGUUAACACUUAUGGCCAACUUUUUAAACGUAGACUUUGUUAAGAGACUAGCGCAAAAUAUUGUUAUCAAAUAGAUUAACUAGAGACAGUAAAUUAUAUGCGUACUUAACGCUAUAAUGUCCAUGCAAUCUUUAGAUACACACAAAUUUUUAAUCCUCACGUAUUGCGCACCUUUCAACAAACCCACCCAUCAUCAUCUUGUUG